GAAUAAUACAUUUGGAGAUAAUGUGAUAAUUGCUUAUAUCAUGUGGCUGGGGUGAGCAGUUUGUAGCGUGUUUUUUAAUUUGUGACUUAAUGAUGAGCCCACAGCAAGAGUUGUUCAUGAGCGUUGGGUGUGUGUGUGUGUGUGUGUGUUUCUGUUGUACUCACAUCUUGAGCUGGAGCUAAAUUGUCCUUCUCAUCAUGUCAUGUGUGAUUAUUUCGCUUGGACAUGUUGUUAAAAGAGAUCUGUACAUUUAACAGUAAAUUACUGAAAAUUAAUUGCUGUAAAAAUUAAAAGCUGGAGCUGUAAAGUAUAUUUGUUUUACGGUUCAGGAAGACUUUAUUAAUGCUGUAAAAAUACAGAUCAGCAAAGAUGCACUGUGGUGUUGUUUAAAGUAGCAUUAAUUCGGUUAUUCCUGUGCACUGUUCCGAGUGUAUCGAGUCACAUCGGCCUAGUGAACAACGAAGAAAAAACUGUGAAGUACAUUUCCAUCAGACACUUCACCAGCUCAUGCAACUGAUUUGCUAACUGAGCUUAAGAAAUUAGCUUCCCCUCACACACACAUACACUCUUCACUCAGACUUCAGUUCAACUAACAUUAGCGCAUGGAAUUUAUCCUGUGUAACAGAUAAACCUUAAACCCGAGGUUCUCAAACUUUUAUCUCAGUGUACAAAGUUCCACAAACCUCCUGUUAGAAAUUUAUUUUAUGAACAUAAUCCAACAAUUCACAUAUUAGGCUCAUUAUUCAAAUGUGUACAGUGAUAUUUUGGCUAUUUAUUGGAGCCAUAGAGCUUUUUAUUUCUGAAUUUUCCCCGACAGAACCAGUUCACAUUGGUUACAUACCAACUUGUUUUUGAGGUUUUGAGGUUUGGAUUAAACCCUUUCAAUUCAAGUAAUUAUUUAAACCAGCUAAUUAUAGCAGCUCAAUGAUAAACAUAAUAACUUUGGUUAUGGUGAGAAAAAAAUUGACAGACCACUUUGUUAUCCUUGACGGACGCCUGGAGGUCUGUCUUAGGCUAACAUGAACCAAUUUAAGGGAGUGGUUGUCUAGGAUACCCCAGGGGUCCAUGAAGCAUAACCAAGUGGUCCAUGACCAUAAACCAUUAGCAGAGUUAUUAUGUUUAUCAUAAAAUUGUUAAUCUAACUUAUAUAAUUAUAUUUUAUUGUAUCUCAUCACUUUAAACCAUCCAGCUCAGCACAGAUGAGGCAAAAACAGCAGAGAAUCAAUCCCACAAUUCUUCAGGAAAAACAGAUUUCCUAAAAAGAGUUUUAUAGAGUAUCUGUAAUUAUGCCAUUGAUAAUGUACACUAUAUGGCCAAAGGUUUGUGGACAUCUGACCCUCACUCCCAUGUGGGCCUUCCCCAAACUGCUGCCACAAAUGUAGAAUGCCUUCGUAUGCUGUAGUAUUACAAUUUCCUUCACUGGAACUAAGAGGCCCAAACCUGUUCCAGCAUGAUAACACCACUGUGCACAAAGAGAGCUCCAUGAAGACAUGGUUUGCCAAGGUUGCCGUGAAAGAACUCGAGUGGCCUGCACAGAGCCCUGAUCUCAACCCCACUGAACACCUUUGGGAUAAUUUGGAAUGCCGACUGCACCCCAGACCUCCUCGCUCAACAUCAGUGCUUGACCUCACUAAUGCUCUUGUGGCUAAAUGAGCAAAUCCCCACAGUCAUACUCCAAAAUCUAGUGGAAAGCCUUGGAGAAGAGUGAAGGUUAUUACAAAAGGAGAACUAAAUCUGGAAUGGAAUGUUCAAAAAAAUACAUAUGGGUGUGAUGAGCAGGUGUUCACAUACUUCUGUCCGUAUAGUGUAUAUGCAGUUUUCAGACAGUUUUUAGAUUCUCUUACUUUUUGCUAUUUUUUUUUUACAUUAUAGAAUUACUUUUAAACUGAUGAAAAUCAUUCUUAUUCUCAUUCCUUUUUUCUUACUGGGCUUAGUGGUUAGCACAUUUGCCUCACACCUCCGGGGUUGGGGGUUCAAAUCCCACCUCUGCCCUGUGUGCACAGAGUUCUCCCUGUGCUUCGGGGGUUUCCUCUGGGUAUUCCGGUUUCCUACCCCAGUCCAAAGACGUGCAUUAUAAUCUGACUGGCAUUUCCGAAUGGUCUGCAGUGUGUGAUGUGUGUGAGAUUGUGCCCUGCGAUGAGUUGGCACCCUGUCCAGUUUGUCCCUUGCCUUGUGCCUUGAGUUCCCUGGGAUAGGCUCCAGGCUCCUCUGUGACCCUGAGUAGGAUAAGCAGUAUGGAAAAUGGAUGGAUGAAAAACUGAGCUGCAGAGACCUGGGAGCAAUGAAAGGGAAGAACAGAAGCUCACUUCUGCAAAGUAAUUUUAUUCCUUGAAAGGAAUAAAAUUUGUUGUUCUCCCAAAGAGUAACAUUAUAACCUACACAACAUAGUUUGCUGUGCACGAAACAACACUUCGGUGAGAGCCAGUGUUUAGCUCUGAGAAUCAUUUUCUUGAAUGUAGCUUAUGAAGCAAACCAGCUGCACUAAUAGCAGGCAUUGCAAAUUUUCCUCUGAUGUGCAUUGCCAUGGGUAACCUUUCACUUUUUUAUGUUUCUCAAAUGCAGUUCUCUGAAUUAUUUGGGCUGCAUAAUGUUGUUGUUGUUCUUGUUUCAGCUGCUCCUGUUAGGGCUCACCACAGCAGAUCAUUGGUCUGCAUAUUUUUUACUUUUUGUUUUUAUUAUGCCAGAUGCCCUUCUUGACGCAACACUCCUCAAUUUUAUACGGGCUUGGGCCCGGCACUGGCAGGGCACUGUCAUGUCGAACCCAGGUCGCAGUGUUGAGAUCACCGUGGCCUGAUCACUAGUCCUUCAGGGACCCUUGGGCUGCAUAGUAGUUGUACUUAUAUCAAAGGUACAUAUUUAUCCUCACACGAAAUUUAUGUACUAUAGCAUGGGUUGACAUAUCACUAGCCCAGGCUUCUGACUUUUUUUGUUAAGGUCACUAGCACAAUCAUGCUACAUGUUCAUAUACUUGUUUGUUUCCCUUAGUCUGUAUAAAUGCACUUUAACAAACUAUUACAUCAUAUUAGCUACCCCCUUUAGCCUUCUGAGUCAGUUAGGUCUCUGGGCAGCCAAAAUAUGGGACUGGAGCUUUCACUUUCCUGGUAUGCUAGCUAAUAAAUUUAUGAUUUUUUUCACCCCUGUACAGUCAACCUAACAGCGAAUUUACAGAUUUACUGUUGCUUUUACGACAUAUUUAUAAACAACCUUUAUAUAAAAUUGAUAAAGUCACCUUUCAUUAACUUUAAUGUACAAAGACAUUUAUAUCAAAUUUACAUUUAUAGUACUGCUAGAGGACAAAAUGUGUGCUUUAAGGCAUUGGCAAUAGAUUUUGUGUGUGUGUGUGUGUGUGUUUUGAAGGUAAAAUUAUAAAAAUGCAAGAAGCGUACUUGGAUGUGAAUGAGGUGGGAUUAGUGCUCACAGUCAUUUUGUCUAUCUGUGUAAGAUACAAGCAUCCAUGAAGCUCUAAAUGUGUCAGUGUUUCAUAAAUCUCUUUCUCGCUUGGCAGGGGGUUGGGUGUAAGAUGAAGUAAUCCCCCUCAGGCUUGGACACAGGGCAUGUCCACUAACAGCCCAAAUCUCUCAAAAGUGCAAUUCAAUCCCAUGACAUGUCUGUGCUAUACAGUAGAGCUCUACUGUGGACCUCUCAGUCAUGUCUAAGUGCUUUACACGGCUCUUCUCCAGAUCAUUUCUCAGUACACAUCAUUGCUGACUUAGCAGUCAUAAUUACUGAGAUUAUGCAACCUUAUAGCUUCAUACAUAUCUGGUUUUCUGACUAGCGUGCGCAGAUUUUGAUGUGUCUGCUGAAUCCUGGUUUAGUUUCAACCCACUUAAUAGAAAGAGAUAGAAAGAUGUAGAAAGAAACACAUCUGCUACCAAAGAACACAGAGCCGUGUUCCAGAUGCAGAUGUUCCAUUCUUUUCACUUCUACCUACCACAGAGUUACAGUGACUCCAGACUGCACUUAAGUGCGAGUAAAAGAAACUUAGUGUAUUUCCAUGUUGUUUGCAUGUCCACUGUGCUGAUUUAUUUAGCUAGUUUUGCUUAAAAGGUAAACAAGUACUGACACCAGAAUCUUAUUCCCAACCCACAUCACUUUCCAUUGCUUUAUGACUCCUUAUAAAACUUGACAACAUUGGUGAUGAUGGUGUCUCAACCUAGGUCCUGAGUGAUGAUUGGAUAUAUUAUAUCUAUGUUCUUAAUAGUUAAUACAUACCGCAGUCAGUGCUGUUUACUGAUGGAUAUCUGUGGGAGUUUCAUGGAUGUCCUUUGUGGGGUCUUGUAUAAAAGCUCAUGUCUAAUUUAUGCUGUUACUCCAGAAAGAGUGACUUAGGGUAAAUGUUCUUGUGUAAGUGCUUCUCUUGGAAAGAUAAAGGGUGAGGCCCGCAUUACACAAGACACACGACUGCUACCAGAACAAAAGGCCCAUUUUGUAAUAUGAAUCAGAGCUAGAAACAAUAUGGUUAAGAGACAUAAAUGAAAAAUGGUCUAAUAAUAAUAAUGUGGAUAUUUUCAUUUAACAAACAAUUUAAAAGAAUCUCUCUGUUAGGUAUAUGUGUAGUAAAAAUAGUAAUUUUAUCGAAACAAUUUUAUUUAAUAAUAUAUCAGCAUUUUCCUUUAUAUGCUGUAGUUUACAAAUGAUUAAAAUCUCUUCACUAUAGUCAAUGUAUAGGUAGUAAAAAGCUAAUUGUAUCACUAAUUUCAAAUGUUGUAAUAACCUAGAUUCACUGUUACAAAACUGAGUGACCCACAUUUUAAUUAUUCUCUUUAAUUAAUGCAUACAUUGUUGGUGGAAUUGUACAUUGCACAGCAUUAGAAAAGACAGUUAAUCCAAUAGUGAACACUCUGCCAAAUCCAGAAUUACAAAAUAUAGCAGAUCUUUUCCACAAAAUGUUUUGUUAAUCACAUAACCAUGUUAAUGGCAAAGAAGGACAUCCAGCUGCUGUUUGGCACUGGGACAUUAGCGUGUAUUAGUAGCAUUAGUGAUUGGAGGCUAAUCAACACUAAAUAAUAGUAAUAAGUGCUGCUGUGUGGUAUGCUUAGAGGCUGAUAUACUUCAUUAUGAUGGUGAAUGGUCAUAUAGGAUAAAGUGUCACUGGUGUGAAAGUGUACAACACUGAAGUUUCUGCUAGACUUAAGCAACAGGAGUCCUAUUCAGUCCCUCGUCCUCAGACUAAACCUCCCUCCAAAGUCCAGUAUGAUUGUAAAAUAAGGUGGAAAUUUACAGCAGCACAGCUUUUGUCCAUGUCCAUUUCUGUGCAAGCAUUUACACACCUUCUUCCAGAUAAAGAAACUUAGCAAUGUCUGUACUGAACUUGUGCCUAUACUGUACUAGUGAGAUGUGAAACUGGUUGGCUCCACUCUGCCUUGCUUUGAUUGUCAUCAUUAAUGAUGUCCAGAACACUGUAAUUUUGUGUCAUCUGUUCAUUAGCGUGUGAGUAAAUGAGCAUGGUAUCAGUCUGAUCCUCGAUACCAGUAUUGGCAUUGAUGCAUCCCUAAUUAAAAGUCUGCAUCCACAAUGUCACGUUCAUAAACUGUAUUCAAGCAAUCAGUUCUCAUAGCAAAACACUGAAGGACAUCUCAAAGUAAGCUCAGUGUCUGUCCGUCCCUGCACUGUGAGUAAUGUACAUUUUAAACACUCUUAAACAGACAUUACUAAAUCACUAUUUGCAAGGACAUAUUUGAGGCAGGUGUUGCAAGGGGAUACAGUUCCUCCGGGUUUAAAAGAAAUCUGGCCUUCGUGUAAUACUGCCAUACCAACAGCCAUCAACCACCUCCCCUUCAACCUUUGGAUUAAUGCUGCUCUGUGAGUUGAUUAUAUAAAAAAAUAGAUUGGUGCAAAGCAUGAGUACUUUUAAUGAGGUGGUUAUGCGAGACCUCGUAGAUUUGUGAUAUGCUGACUGAAGAUUACUAUUACAGGAUUGUCAGAAUGACUCACAGCAGCUCAAGGACAUCACAUUAUAGAUAUUUUUGUCAUGUGAUUCAGUAGUCAAAAGAAAGAAACUACACGUUGUUGCUGAUUUCAACUCAACUUGGCACAAAAUUGUGCAAAAGGUCUCUUAAUGAACCCAGGGUCUGACUUAAACAUCUGUCUUCUUCAUAUAUAGUAGUAACCAUUGUUGGCUACAUACAAACCCACACAGAUUAGGUGUUUUAUAGCUGUAUAAUCCAUUCCAUCCAUUUUCUGUACUGCUUAUUCUGGGGACUAGGGGCACAAGGUGGGGGACACCCUGGAUAGGGAACAAUCACACACCCCCAUUCACACACUAUGGACAAUUUAGAGAUGCCAAUCAGCCUGGGGAGACAAUGCAAACUCCGCGCACACAGAACAGAGCCGGGAAUCAAACCCCCAACCCUGGAGAUGCUUAUAGCAUUUUUAGUCUAGGAUGCUUUUAGUUCAUCAAUAAAUCAAUAUGAUAAUAGUUAGCCACUUAUAAAGCAAUCUGACUGUAGUAGUAUACUAAAUACUCUUUUGACAUCAUUCUUUCUUGGCCAAGAGGAGCGUCUCAAAACCAUAUUAAUAUACUCGUAUUAUUUCAACAUAUUCCCUUAUGUCUCAUAUUAGAAUAGCUUUUCAAUUAUCUGGUGUGUUUGUGUGUGCGUGUGUGUGUGUUUAUGGAGUUCACUUGGUGGAAGGCUGCUUAGGCCCUGCAUUAUUUAAGGAGGAACUGGAAGGAGUUAAUGAUCUUUCAGGAAACACAAUCCAUCUUCUUACUGAGCUCUGUGUUCUUCUCUGACAGAAGACCAGAGAUUUAGCUCCCCUCCCCAGAUAAUUACUGGCCUACAAGCUAAAAAAUCACUCACAUUCCCUCAUAUAACCCUGCCAUAAAACUUCCGAUUCCCUGCUGCCUAAUAACAAGGAACUUAUGCAUUUUAUGUUUUUCCCUUUUUUUUUCUUUGUUUUUUUUAAACUGGUCUUCAGCAGACUCUUUUCAUUUAAUAUUUUUUUUUUCUCAUUUUCUCAGCUUUUACCAAAUCCUAUACUGUCCUAUGAAGGUAUGCUUUUAUUUACUAUCUGAGUAGAAAUUAUAUUCCUUUGGGAUUUAUUUGAGUAAAUUUUAAUGGAAAGUGGAUAUUGUGGUGUAUGUUUGCAUUCCUCCUUGAUGCAGUUGACCUGUUCACAGGAAGUGAUGACCUAAGUAUUUGCCCUCCUUCAUUCUGUUACUGUAACUAACACUUUAAGUCAUCUCAGAGUGCAGUGGUCACAAAAGAAAGAAUAGAUUGAAUAGGAUGGUUUUUCAUGUGCUGACGUAUUGUGGGAUAAUUUCAGUUCAUGAGUGUACUGUCUUCCUAAUCUGAGAUACUUGAUUAAUACAGGUCUAACAUUUUCUGUUUUCCUUUUGUCUUUUGAUGUGAGAACUAAUUAACCUUAAUUAAUCAAAAACUAUUUUAUCAGAGCAGCAGUUCCUCCUGCUAAAACAUUCUCAUAUACUUACUGUGGGGUUUUGUUUUGUUUCUGAGAGCACUAGUGAAAAUGCUUCUGUUUUGCAUCCUUUUCUAAUUUAAUACAAUAAUUUUUAUUACAAAUUAUAUGUGAGUGAAAAGUAGAAUCUCUGAAAUAUUUACAUGAAUUUCAGAGUUUCUUAGUACUUGGUAUGUCCCCUUUUUGCUUUAAUGACAGUGUGCCUGCGAGCUGACACGGACUUCACAAGUUUCUGUAAAACCUUAUGAUACAUUUUAGAUCAAAUCCAUCAGAGUGUCGUCUGAACACCUGCUUCAAUAGCCAAGAAUAGGCAUAAGCAAAAUCUGAACUUUUGUACAAAGGAGUUUACAUGGUCGAUAUCACAAAUUUGCUUACAUUUAAGUGGUGACCUAGAAGUGGUGCAGAAUCUUGAAUAUUCAUAUUUUUAAAAAACUUUUUAAUUCUAAGUUUCUUUUUUUAAGUUUUAAAUGAAAAUAAAAACAAUCCCAGAUUUUCAAUGUGGUAUCAGACAUUUCAGACCCACAGUAACUAUUAGUGCUUGUUUUUCACUGUGCUUGAUAUAUGACAUACAUUUUAUUAGGAUUUAAGUGUCCAUUCGGUAUGUUUAUUCAUAUCUACGUUACUUUGAACACAAAAGACCCUCCCAAGCCAAUAAUGUAUAUGAUGCAUAUCUUCCACUUACCUGCCCCGUUACACAGUUACACCUGGAAACAACAACUCUCUCCAUGGUAUUAACUAGCAAUGCUGACUUAAACUCCACCAGCUAUGACAUCACUAACACAAACCAACCAUUUAGGUUUAGAUUGUCUUCUACUAACCUGCUUUAUUAAAGCAGUCCCCCUUAAGCAGAAACCCUUGUUGAUAAGAACAGAAUAAGACAACUGCAUACAGGCCAGACUACUCCUACACAUACACAGCAGAGAGCACUCAGCUAACGCAGAGAUGACUGGAAGGCCUGAGUGGAGAGAGUUGUGUGGAACUGUAAGAAGUGAACGCAUUAAUGCAGUGCUGCAGGGCUUCAUGAGAAUCAGACUGUUGGCUUUGUAAUCACAAAGCUUCCUUUCUGCUGCUCACCCAUCAGGCACUUUUAACCUCCUCGUGUACUCAAGUUCUGUAUGAUUUGCAAUGGACAAACAUAUUCAUUAGUACUAAAUAACAAGGUCAAUUAAUUAAUCUGAAUCAUAAUGAAACUAUGUUUUGUUUUGUUUUUGACUUACAGAGUCAGCUCCACAUUUACUGGCAGAGAUUGGUAGAAAAUGUUAUGAAAAAAUGACAGAAAUCUAUCUCUUAUUUGAAGUUAAAUUUUUCUAAGAAAUAUAAACCACUAGCAAACAUUUAUUUUGAACAAAACCGGCUGUCACAAUUAUUGGCACCCCUGCAUUUAGUACUUUGUGCAACCUCGCUUUGCCUUAGCAGUGAAUCUUCGAAAGUGCUUGAUGAAACUACAGAGCAAUGUAUCAGGGUGCAAUGGAGUUUUCAGAAAGUUGCAAUAGAUGUGAGCCUAUAAAAUGUGCAAAGUUUCUGGGAGCUAUGAGCUGUCAGGCCUGUGAUGGACUGAUGGUUGUUAAAGUGGGAAGAUGCUAUAUAUAUUUUAGAGCGGAUUUAAAACUUACUCUAUAAAUAGAUGUCACUGUAAGUUGAGCAGACUGAAGAAUAUCAGAAUGAAGAACUGAAAGUGUUGAUGGAUAGGUGAUGCUUCAGUCAUGAAAACAAGGGCCAUGUUUCAUUACAUAAAAUGUACUGUUGAAAUACACUAUAUUUCUUAUGACGGUUCGACAGGUAUGGUAGUUUGGAGUUGCUGAUGUGGUUCUUAAAUCCACACUUUGUCUAAUGGGUUGUCUGUGUGGGUUAUUUUUACCUAAUUGUGUUAGACCAUGUGUACUAGAUCAGAUUUAUUUAGAACAUAUUAUUUGAAGGGUGGAACAGUGGUGCAGCAGGUAGCAUUGAUUGAACUCCCUGGUUCAAUCCUGAGCUCUAAUUAUUGUCUGUGCAUAGUUUAACGUGUUUGCACCACGUUCUUUUGGGUUUACUUCCACUUUCCAAAAACAUACCGUAGGUGGAUUGGCUACUCUAAAUUCCCCCUAGGUGUGAAUGAGUGUGUGAAUGUGUAUGAGCACAGUGUAUUCCCACCUCCUUCGCAGCGUACCCAGGAUAGGAUCCAGAUCUACUGCAACCCUUACAGUGGUUACUGAAGAUGAAUGAAUAAAUGAAUAUCAUUUGAAAAUCAUGCUUCAUUUAAUUUCUGAUCAUUUAAUUGCCUUCGUUUUUGAAACUGACAAGUUAACACUUUCACAUAUUCAACCUGUUUCCUGUGCAUGUCCGUGCACUUCCUGUUUCUAUACUUGGGUAUUCUUUCCACAGUAGUCCAGCCUCUGUUCAUUCUGUCCAUUAGACUCGGAGAUUAUUGGUCUUGUACUGUAGUCUCUACAGCAGUCAAAUUUAGACAUUAAUAUCAUGUCAGUUAACUGUGAACAGAGCAUUUGCCAGGCCCGGGCCUCUGUGAUGAUCUACGAUGACACUAGCAAGAAGUGGGUGCCCAUCAAGCCAGGCCAGCAGGGCUUCAGCCGCAUCAACAUCUACCACAACACUGCUAACAACACCUUCCGCGUGGUGGGAGUCAAACUGCAGGACCAGCAGGUUGUGAUAAACUACUCUAUAGUGAAGGGUCUGAAAUAUAACCAGGCCACUCCGACGUUCCACCAGUGGCGUGAUGCCAGACAAGUCUACGGACUCAACUUUGCCAGCAAGGAGGAGGCCACCACUUUCUCUACUGCCAUGCUUUUUGCCCUCAAUGUGCUCAGCUCACAAGAUGCAGCAGGUCCAGCUGGUCAACGGCAGAAUGGACCAGCAACGGAUGACACAGAAGCACAGAGGAGGCAGAUGAUGGAGCAGCAUCAGAUGCAAAUUGAAAGGGAGCGACGGACAUCUGGCUCGGCAGUUUCCACCCUGCAGUUUAAAGUGUCUUCCUCUCAGUCCAACUCCUCUCCACCAGAAUACAGGCAGUUUCGUGCCAACACACUCCCCUCCCACACCCGCCUCGCCCCCUCCCCGCCUUCCUCCUCCUGCUCCUCCUCUUCCUCACAGGAGCGAGACAGCAUCUCUCACAUGAAGGACUCGUCUCAGAAAAAGGCUCAGCAGUUUUCACAGCUCUCCACCUCCCUGGCUUCUGCCUUCUCUCCCGUGCAGCCAGGGGGCACUCUGCCUUCUCGAAAUGUGCGUCAGAUCCCCCUCUCUCCCCCUACAAGUCGCCAGUCUCACCCCAAAGACACCACCUGGACCUCUGCUCAUAUCUAUGGCCCAAAUAGCUCCUCAUCCCAGCCACUCAUACCUCUUAACCAACUCGUACAUCCCGCUACCUCCACCCAGUUUGAUGCUAACAGCCAGUUAGAGCACUACUACCCCUUCCAAAACCCUUUCUCCAAGUCUGCCUCUGGGCCUCCUCCUCUCCCACAAUACUGUAAUCCUGAGCUCUCCUAUCCUUCCCACUGCAAGGAUAUCCCCCUUCCUGCUCACACUGGUCAGGGUGUUCAAGGCCAUGUCCACCAGCCACAGUUUGCUGCCUCUUUCAGCCCUCAGCCCCCCAGUGAAAACACGCCUUUCUCUUGUAGCUCUGUGUCACUCGAGACCACACCCCCUGCUGUUUCUCAGGCUGCCACGGCACCCAGCACAGGUCCUCCCAUUCCUCCAGGACAUCCCUCCAUGCUCUCCUCCACUCCCCCCCUCCACCCCCCUGCUCCUGCUCCCAUGGCAGGUCCUCCAGCUCCUCCACCUCCACCUGGACCUCCUCCCCCAGCUGCUGCACCUCCUCCUAACCCACCUCCUCUCCCAGCUCCAUCAGGCUUGGCUGCAGCUCUGGCUGGAGCCAAACUGCGCAAAGUACAACGGCCUGAGGAGAGCUCUGCAGGGCUGGGCAGUGCCAAGAACGAUGCCAGCCGCUCCAGUGGAGGCAGUGGAGGAGGAGGAGAGGGCCUCAUGCAAGAAAUGAAUGCCCUCCUAGCACGAAGGAGGAAAGCUUCUGAAAAACCUGAAGACAGUCAAAAUGAAGAGUCCAACGGCUCACCAGCCUCACGUGGCUCAGAUGCUCUGAAGAAGCCAUGGGAGCGAGCAAAUUCUUCAGACAAAUCUUCUGCUGGAUCAAGGUUGAGAGCUGUUGGCAGCACCGCUGACGGAGAAUCAGGAGACUUCGACAGAAUGAAACAGGAGAUCUUGGAGGAGGUUGUGCGUGAACUGCAUAAAGUCAAAGAUGAGAUAAUAGAUGCCAUUAGAAGAGAACUCACUAGGAUGGGUGCUACAUAGUGUUUAGAAGCAUGAUAACACCACCAGAAGGCUCUUGGGAAAGUACGGAAAGGAUCCUGUGGCGCUUUGGAGGAACGGUCUUGCAACAUAGCUGCAACGGCUUGGAAAAAGCUGGUAUUGCAGGAAUGUUGCAUCAACAAGGAGCAUUACAGAAAGGAGCAAGAGAAAGAAGUGAAAUGGAAGUGAGUGAGAGUGAGUGCUUGUAUGCAUGUGUGAAUGGGUGGAUGUAUGGAUGGACCUUCACACUGAAUUUUCUAUUUCCUCCUGUAUAAACAUUAAAAGACUAAGCCCACUGUGCAGUUUGCUGCUCCCAGUCUUUCAAGUCUUAAAGAGAAAUUUGACUAGGUGGACCUUGAUGAAGAUAUUUGUGUUUUAUACUGUUUUAUUGUUUCAUUACUGUUAUUGUAAAAGUAAUUUUAUCAGUGGUAUCAGCCAGAGAAAGAGAAACACAAAGUUGCUCACUUUUUAUGUCGGCGUUUUAUAGUUUAUCUUCAUACUUUGGUUUUUGAUAAGCACAUUCGGCACACUUUUGCGCUGGUCUGUCACCAUCCUGCAUUACAGUUUUAAUCUUUUUGUUUUGUUUUGUUUUGUUUUUUUGCCAAUACAGAUGUUCACUGGAUUUUUUUAGCUUGAAUUUGAAUUGGUAGUGUGAAGUUAUUGAUGAUGAUGGUCGUAUGAGAGAUGUAUCUGUAGCUAUAGCCCUGUGAAACGGCAGUUUGUGGACUCUCCUCAUUUGAUUUGAAAGAGAAUUGGUUCAUAAUAUUGGGUCCUAAAUUAUUAAAAUGAUUAGCCUAGCCUACUGGGUUAAUCCUCUUAAAAGUUAGCAUUCAAAUGAUCUUUGAAUAAAACACUGAAUCUAUAA
Messenger RNA from Pangasianodon hypophthalmus (striped catfish), 12577 nucleotides. RefSeq names its product Enah/Vasp-like a (gene evla). Gene Ontology annotation, cellular component: cytoskeleton. Bases 9874 to 11715 code for a protein of 613 amino acids. Gene Ontology annotation, biological process: protein homotetramerization; positive regulation of actin filament polymerization; actin polymerization or depolymerization. NCBI's taxonomy places the organism in Eukaryota, Metazoa, Chordata, Actinopteri, Siluriformes, Pangasiidae. Gene Ontology annotation, molecular function: actin binding; profilin binding; SH3 domain binding. The transcript has 14 exons. The record is from RefSeq and is a predicted model, not a curated record.